This is a messenger RNA of Mizuhopecten yessoensis (Yesso scallop), 777 nucleotides long. RefSeq names its product cell wall protein SED1-like. The record is from RefSeq and is a predicted model, not a curated record. The annotation marks the transcript as partial. The transcript is spliced from 2 exons. Lineage: Eukaryota; Metazoa; Mollusca; Bivalvia; Pectinida; Pectinidae.
UAUAAAACCACUUCACAGUAUAUAACCACUACACAGUAUAAAACCACUACACAGUAUAUAACCACUUCACAGUAUAAAACUAUUACACAGUAUAACACUACUACACAGUAUGAAACUAUUACACAGUAUAACACUACUACACAGUAUAAAACGACUACACAGUAUAAAACCACUACACAGUAUAAAACAACUACACAGUAUAAAACGACUACACAGUAUAAAACGACUACCCAGUAUAAAACUACUACACAGUAUAAAACUAUUACACAGUAUAACACUACUACACAGUAUAAAACGACUACACAGUAUAAAACGACUACACAGUAUAAAACCACUACACAGUUUAAAACGACUACACAAUAUAAAACGAUUACACAGUAUAAAACUACUACACAGUAUAAAACUAUUACACAGUAUAACACUACUACACACAAUAAAACGACUACACAGUAUAUAACCACUAAACAGUAUAAAACGACUACACAGUAUAAAACUACUACACAGUAUAAAACGACUACACAGUAUAAAACCACUACACAGUAUAAAACGACUACACAGUAUAAAACGACUACACAGUAUAAAACGACUACACAGUAUAAAACGACUACACAGUAUAAAACGACUACACAGUAUAAAACGACUACACAGUAUAAAACGACUACACAGUAUAAAACGACUACACAGUAUAAAACGACUACACAGUAUAAAACGACUACACAGUAUAAAACGACUACACAGUAUAAAACGACUACACAGUAUAAAACGACUACACAGUGA